AUGGAAACAGACAAGAAAUAUAUGAGUCUUGCACUUGAAAUAGGGAGAGAAGCUUUAAAAGCAUUAGAAGUGCCAGUGGGGUGUGUUAUAGUGACUUCUGAUGGGAAAGUUGUAGCUCAAGGCAGAAAUCGAACAAAGGAGUUUCAAGACGGCACUUUACACGCGGAAAUAGUAUGUAUUGACCAACUUGUGGAACACAAUAUAAACUUUCAAGACUGUACUUUGUAUGUGACGUGUGAACCAUGUAUCAUGUGUGCCUCUGCUUUAGUCGAGUGUGGAAUAACCAAAAUUAUAUAUGGCUGUUCUAAUCAAAGGUUUGGUGGGUGUGGAAGUGUCAUGACUGUGUUUAAUGCGCAGUACUAUACAGAAGACAAGCCGGACCAUUUUUGUAUGAAAGGGUUUAUGGAAGAUGAAGGUCUUGUGUUACUCAAAGACUUCUUUUCAUUAGAAAACGCAUCAGCGCCUGAACCGUGCAAAAAGCGGAAAGUGGAUUGA
This is a messenger RNA of Entamoeba invadens IP1, 495 nucleotides long. RefSeq lists its product as hypothetical. Gene Ontology annotation, biological process: tRNA wobble adenosine to inosine editing. The transcript is spliced from 2 exons. The coding region runs from base 1 to 495 and encodes 164 amino acids. Gene Ontology annotation, cellular component: nucleus; cytoplasm. The record is from RefSeq and is a predicted model, not a curated record. Gene Ontology annotation, molecular function: tRNA-specific adenosine-34 deaminase activity. NCBI's taxonomy places the organism in Eukaryota, Evosea, Mastigamoebida, Endamoebidae.